AUGGGCUCCCGAUUACACAAUGCUCCCAUUGUAAUAGACAAUGGCAGCGGCACAAUCCGUGCCGGGUUCGCAGGCGAGGAUGUGCCCAAAUGCUUCUUUCCGUCAUAUGUAGGAAGGCCGAAGCAUGUGCGGACAAUGGCAGGCGCAUUGGAGGGGGACGUCUUCAUAGGGCCGCAGGCACAACAGUACAGGGGGCUGUUCAAGAUCAACUACCCAUUGGAGCACGGCAUUGUCACAGACUGGGAUGACAUGGAGAGAAUAUGGCAGUAUGUCUACACGGAGGGCUUGAGGACCGUCAGCGAAGAUCACCCCGUCCUUCUCACAGAACCUCCGCUGAAUCCACGAGAAAACCGCGACACGGCGGCACAGAUUCUGUUUGAGACAUUCAACGUGCCCGCCCUCUACUCGUCGGUGCAAGCCGUGCUCUCCCUAUAUGCGUCGGGCAAGACGACGGGCCUCGUGCUGGAUUCGGGAGAUGGCGUGUCGCACGCGGUUCCGGUGUUCCAAGGGUUUGCGAUACCAAACAGCAUCCGGCGAAUCGACGUGGCAGGCCGAGACGUCACGGAGCACUUCCAGCAGCUGCUCAGGAAAAGCGGCCGUAUCUUCCACACGAGCGCCGAGAAGGAGACUGUCAAGAACAUCAAGGAGGCGACGGGCUAUGUGGCACUGGACCCCGCCAAGGAGGAGAAGGACUGGUCAGGGUCGUCGAGGUCCGAGGGCAAGAGCAUCGACUACACGCUGCCGGACGGACAAAAACUCAAGGUUGGUGCGGAGCGCUUCCGAGCCCCCGAAAUCCUCUUCAACCCGGAGAUUAUUGGGCUAGAGUAUCCCGGUGUGCACCAGAUUGUCGUCGAGGCCAUUCACCGAACCGACAUGGACCUACGAAAGGCGCUAUACGGCAACAUUGUGCUGUCGGGUGGGUCUACGCUAACAAAGGGGUUCGGAAACCGUCUGCUCCACGAGGUGCAACGACUGGCGGUGAAGGACAUGAGGAUUAAGAUUCUAGCACCGCCAGAGCGCAUCUACACCACGUGGACUGGCGGCAGCAUUCUAGCGGGCCUGAGCACGUUCAAGAAGAUGUGGGUAGAAAAGGACGAGUGGCAGGAAAACCCCGAUAUUAUCCACACCAAGUUUGCAUAAGGCACCGCGCCGUGCAGUGCGCCCCUGUGGCAGCCAGGCCUUCUCCGCACGCGCUUGAUGUCGUCCCGUUUGUCUCCGCGGUUGGGUUCGAGAAGGGCAGCGCAUGGGAGCGUGGUAGCGCAGUUACGUUACAGUUAGUCAUGGAAAUGGGGAUGCGACGGCU
Exserohilum turcica Et28A is the source of this 1303-nucleotide messenger RNA. RefSeq lists its product as uncharacterized. The transcript has 4 exons. NCBI's taxonomy places the organism in Eukaryota, Fungi, Ascomycota, Dothideomycetes, Pleosporales, Pleosporaceae. The record is from RefSeq and is a predicted model, not a curated record. Bases 1 to 1140 code for a protein of 379 amino acids.